AUGAAAACAUCAUCCGGAUUGGAUGGGCGGCUACAAGCCCUCACCAAGAGAUGCUUUUACAUACAGGUAAAAGAUUUAGAAGUUAACCGUGGAUCAGUCCUUCAUAACAUUGACAAGAAUAGUUUGAAAGCCGUCUUUUCAGCUUAUGCCGUUAUCGCAAAUCAUACGCUCAAGAAUGAGAUUGAUGAUGUUGUGGCUUUGCAAAUUAAUCGAGAUGCGAGUUGUAGGCUUGAAGGCGCUGAAGGAUCGUCCAGAGUAGUGGCAGCAAGUAGCGUCUCGCUGGGCAACUUUGCGGAUGUAUUUAACAUUGCACAAUGUUUUGUGGUAUUGGACAUACGGUAUCAAUACCUUCCCUGUACCAACACCGAAAAAUACCAUAAGAAGAUCAGGGGCAGCAUUUUCAAUACAAUACCGCGAUUCGAUCAAAUAUAG
This is a messenger RNA of Histoplasma capsulatum G186AR, 432 nucleotides long. RefSeq lists its product as uncharacterized. The transcript has 2 exons. The record is from RefSeq and is a predicted model, not a curated record. Bases 1 to 432 code for a protein of 143 amino acids. Lineage: Eukaryota; Fungi; Ascomycota; Eurotiomycetes; Onygenales; Ajellomycetaceae.